CUUCCGCCUGGAGUUUGCGCGACAGCUGGACAGGGAGGUCUGCUCGGUGGGAGGAUUUGGGGUCCAAUUUCUGUAUACUUUAAUUACUGUAACAUCCUGCUGAAAUGGGAGACAAGAAGAGCCCGACGAGGCCGAAGAGACACUGCAAGCCCCCGUCGGACGAGGGCUACUGGGACUGCAGCGUGUGCACUUUCAGGAACACAGCCGAGGCGUUCAAAUGUAUGAUGUGCGACGUACGAAAAGGGACGUCAACUCGUAAACCUCGCCCCGUUUCUCAGAUUGUGGCUCAGCAAGUACCGGCACAAUUUGCUUCACCUACACAACCCAAAAAGGAGAAGAAGGAAAAGACGGAGAAGGACAAAAACGACAGGGAGCCAGCAGUGAAAAAGAACGGUCACAAAAAGAUGAGGCCACGGUUAAAAAACAUCGACAGAAGCAGUGCACAGCACUUGGAAGUUACAGUGGGAGAUUUGACAGUCACCAUCACAGACUUUAAGGAAAAAACAAAGCCCCUGUCCUCCUCCACCAGCACAUCCUCCACAGCCACGUCAGCAGAUCAACACAGCCAGAACGGAUCCAGCUCAGAUACCACAGAGAAAGCAGUGUCCAGAUCAUCCUCUCCUCGAGGUGAAGGCACGUCUGUGAACGGAGACCUACACUAACCCCCCGAGAACUCCAAAAUUUUAUGAAAGGUCAAAGAUGUUACCGACAGAAUCACUUUAGUCGCUCCAUUCACUCUGACUCAUUCUCACCUGGACUGGAUGGGACUGAGUGUUCCAGCAUCAUAGGAAGCUCUCAGUUCUUAGUAGGAGGAAAUGCCCGUGUUGUUUGUCACAACAAAAAAAUACUCUGUCUUCUGUCUUAAUGCUCUGUCUUUCCUAAGCAUUAGGAACUAUAUGCAGAGAUGUUUUGGCUCAGAGACACUUGCUGAAGUUCCUGGAAGUAAUGGAUGAUUCAAGAAUGUAUUUAAAGGCUAUGGAUUCUACUGUGCUUCUCAGUCUCAUGCACUACACAUGCCUGUAUGAUCUGUAUAUAUCUGAUUCAAUUGAGGUAAUUAUUUAGUGGGUCAGGUGUGUUACAUAUGUAAAAACAAACAUGUACUGAGCAGGGUUUCUAGUACUGAGACAGAGAACCACUAGUGCAGUGUAUAGUCAUAAUAUUGUGAGGUUCAAAUAACAUAGUUAUUGUUUCUAUUAAUUUUACUUAAGGACUAUUUUGGUAUGAGUUUUAUUACUCAUGAAUGGUUUACAGAGCAUAAAUGUGAAGAGGUUUGUAUAGUGACUGUUAUUAGUAGACCCUAAAUAACUGGGAUACAGGCACUGUUAUAAUAUCUGGAAAUAUAAUUUUUGAAACAGUUUCAAAGUUACUUCACUGAUUUUUAUAAAUUUUAAAAGAACAUUUUCCCUGUUACUACAACUUUACUGAGAAAAAUAUAUUUAAUAAUAUGAAAAGUUUUUUUUAAAUGAAUUUGUGUUUUCUUAACAGAUUCAUGUUUGCACUUAGAGUCUUUCCACCAUGGUGUGCAUCAUGUCCAGCAUUUAUGUGAAUUUAUGACAGUCAUGUGGAAAAAGACACUGUUAAUGAUAGUGCAUAUACUAUUAAAUAUAUAGUAUAUCUUAAGAAUGGCCUGAUAUUAUACAAAUAUUAAUGCUGGACUUAAUGCAGGAACAUGAUGUUGAAAAGUGGUGGAGCGUUCUUUUCAUAAGCGUUUAUUUACUGCAAAACUCUUUUUUUUUUUUUUUUUU
Astyanax mexicanus (Mexican tetra) is the source of this 1745-nucleotide messenger RNA. Its product is annotated as YY1-associated factor 2. Gene Ontology annotation, molecular function: DNA binding; transcription coregulator activity. NCBI's taxonomy places the organism in Eukaryota, Metazoa, Chordata, Actinopteri, Characiformes, Acestrorhamphidae. The transcript has 4 exons. The record is from RefSeq and is a predicted model, not a curated record. The coding region runs from base 105 to 662 and encodes 185 amino acids. Gene Ontology annotation, cellular component: nucleus. Gene Ontology annotation, biological process: positive regulation of DNA-templated transcription.